This is a messenger RNA of Drosophila innubila, 2047 nucleotides long. RefSeq names its product presenilin homolog (gene Psn). Gene Ontology annotation, biological process: amyloid-beta metabolic process; Notch receptor processing; membrane protein ectodomain proteolysis. The coding region runs from base 250 to 1932 and encodes 560 amino acids. Lineage: Eukaryota; Metazoa; Arthropoda; Insecta; Diptera; Drosophilidae. The transcript has 7 exons. Gene Ontology annotation, cellular component: neuronal cell body; growth cone; perinuclear region of cytoplasm. The record is from RefSeq and is a predicted model, not a curated record. Gene Ontology annotation, molecular function: aspartic endopeptidase activity, intramembrane cleaving.
CACAAACAAAAGAAAGUUAUCUUUUUUUUUCGCUGGAAACCGACAAUAAUUAUUUAUUUACCUUCAGUAAUUGUACGUAGUGCAUCAUUCGAACUUUUAAAUUCAUUCAAUCACUCCAAUCUCAAAUCUAUCAUCAAUACUUACGGUCUACACAUUGCGAAAUCUUUAAGUUACUUACCCACAACUACGGCAUCGAAGUGGGCGUCAUUAAACGCUGAGGAGGCGGCGGCUAACGAACGCACACCGCUCAUGGACGUAUGCUUCAAUGCCGCGUCGCCGUCCGAUGGUGUGAUGGCGCCGGCGGCGGGUGAGGAUCACAGCCAGAGCGGCACAACAGAGCGUUUGGAACGUCCUCCAAGGCGGCAACAACAACAACAGCGGACUAACUAUGGCACCAAUGGACAGAUGGUAAUUAACAAUGCAGAUCAGGCGGAUGGGGCUGUGCUUACUGUGCCCAGCGUCGUCAUACGUGACUCCAGCUCUAGGCCCUCAAGACUGAGAGCAGGAGCUGAUGGUGAUGGUGACGGUGAUCCCGGACCUUCGCAACGUGAAAUUGAAGAGGAGCAAGGUCUGAAGUAUGGUGCCCAACAUGUCAUUAAGUUAUUUGUGCCCGUUUCGCUUUGCAUGCUGGUCGUUGUGGCCACAAUCAACUCAAUUAGCUUCUACAACAGCACGGAUGUCUAUCUUCUGUAUACGCCUUUUCAUGAGCUGUCGCCAGAGCCAAGCGUCAAGUUCUGGAAUGCUUUAGCCAACUCAUUGAUCCUAAUGAGUGUGGUUGUUCUAAUGACCAUUCUACUUAUUGUCCUGUAUAAGAAACGCUGCUAUCGCAUCAUUCAUGGCUGGCUUAUACUCUCCUCAUUUAUGCUGCUCUUCAUUUUUACAUACUUAUACUUGGAGGAGCUACUGCGGGCAUAUAACAUUCCCAUGGACUAUCCAACGGCUGUGUUUAUCAUGUGGAACUUUGGCGUGGCCGGCAUGAUGUCCAUACAUUGGGUGGGUCCAUUGCGUUUGCAGCAGGGAUAUCUAAUAUUUGUAGCUGCUCUGAUGGCCCUAGUAUUCAUCAAGUAUUUGCCGGAAUGGACAGCCUGGGCAGUACUGGCAGCCAUCUCUAUUUGGGAUCUCAUUGCCGUGCUGUCGCCACGGGGACCGCUGCGUAUUUUGGUGGAAACUGCACAGGAGCGCAACGAGCAAAUCUUUCCCGCUUUGAUAUACUCCUCUACCGUCAUUUAUACAUAUAUGGGCACACACUAUACGCCGCAACAGCCACUGCCAACGGAUACAUCAUCGCCGUCAUCAACCAACUCCACAACGACAACGCGAGUCACAACACAAAACUCCUUAGCUUCACCUGAUCCGACAACAGGUGCCAGCAGCAGUUCACGUUCAGGUUCAGGUAAUACGCGCAACAACGGCCAUCAGCAGGAGAAUCCGAAUCAGAAUCAGACGGCUGCUGAAGGUAUGCCACUUGUGAGAUUUAAAAGCAAUUUGCACGGAAACGCGGAGGCCGCUGGAUUCACACAGGAAUGGUCCGCGAAUCUCAGCGAUCGCGUGGCGCGGCGUCAAAUUGAGGUGCAGAGCACGCAGAGCGGCAAUGGACAUCGCUCCAAUGAAUAUCGAACGGUCCCCGCACCUAAUCAGCCCCAGAUGGAAGCGCAGGAGGAACGUGGCAUUAAACUGGGACUUGGCGAUUUCAUAUUCUACUCUGUGCUGGUGGGGAAGGCGUCCAGCUAUGGCGACUGGACGACAACAAUUGCCUGUUUUGUGGCCAUACUUAUUGGCCUUUGCCUGACGCUGCUGCUCUUGGCCAUUUGGCGCAAGGCUUUGCCAGCUCUGCCAAUUUCCAUAACAUUUGGCCUGAUAUUUUGCUUUGCCACCAGCGCUGUGGUAAAGCCAUUUAUGGAGAACCUUUCCGCAAAACAAGUGUUUAUAUAAAAGACAAGGAAUUUAACUGAUUAAUUGAUGGCUUAAUAUUCUGUGUAUCUAUGUAAUCAUAGUCCCAUUUACAAUACAUUUCUUUAUUUAACAAAGCGUAGUAACAAAGACAAAA